Messenger RNA from Fragaria vesca subsp. vesca, 2160 nucleotides. RefSeq lists its product as uncharacterized. Bases 124 to 1710 code for a protein of 528 amino acids. Gene Ontology annotation, cellular component: RNA polymerase II, holoenzyme. The record is from RefSeq and is a predicted model, not a curated record. Lineage: Eukaryota; Viridiplantae; Streptophyta; Magnoliopsida; Rosales; Rosaceae. Gene Ontology annotation, molecular function: RNA polymerase II complex binding. Gene Ontology annotation, biological process: mRNA 3'-end processing. The transcript has 8 exons.
CCCAGAAAGAAAGAUUCUCUCUCAUAUCAGUUGAAGACCGCAAACAAAGGCCUCCUUGCUCUGCUGCAACUGUCACCCACAGCCUUCAUCCGCUGCUCUGGGGAUGUCAAGAAACAAAGCAGGAUGAGCAACAACGAAGAUUUUGACGGACAUAUACUAUCCGAGAAGCUCUCUAAACUCAACAAUUCACAACAAAGCAUCGAAUCUCUUUCUCGUUGGUGUAUUUCUAACCGGAAGAAAGCAAAGCAGAUUGUUGAAACAUGGGACAAGUAUUUCAAUUUGGCCCAAAAAGAUCAACGUGUGUCUUUCCUAUAUCUGGCAAAUGACAUAUUACAAAAUAGUAGGCGAAAGGGCAGUGAGUUUGUGAAUGAAUUUUGGAAAGUUCUUCCUGCAGCUCUCAAGCACGUCUAUGAAAAUGGUGAUGACCAUGGAAAGAAAGCAGCCAUGAGACUGGUUGACAUAUGGGAUGAACGGAAGGUUUUUGGUUCUCGAGGGCAAAGUCUUAAAGAUGAAAUGAUGGGAAAGAAUCUUCCUCCACCUGUAAGCAAUGGAAGGAUUUCAAAUCCUAUCAAGAUUGUGAAGAGAGAUGCACACUCAGUUCGAAUUAAAUUGGCUGUUGGAGGUCUACCAGAAAAGUUACUCACUGCAUUUCAACCUGUUCUUGAUGAACAUGCUACCGAAGAAGGUGCUUUAAACAAGUGUAGUGUUGCUGCACGAUAUGUGGGUAAAAUUGAGGAAGAUGUUGAAAACAACUUGACUCAAGGGAUUCAGCAAAAAUCUACGUUGUUGGAUGAGCUGAAGAAGCAGGAAGAUAUACUUAAUCUAUCUAUUGAGCACCUUGAAGCUGCGGCAGCAACAAGAUCUGCCUUGGUUUUGCAGCUUAAAGAAGCACUUCAGGACCAAGAACCAAAGCUGGAAGCUGUUCGCACUCGGUUACAAGUCGCGCAGCAUCAGAUAGAGAAAGUAAGCAAUAUUAGAAGGAGACUGUCUUUAUUGCCACAAAGCAAUGUCAUUAACAUGGCAGCUGAAUCUACAAGGGUGUUAGAACCAACUGGCAUCCAGUCGCAGCCUCCUAGUCAACCUUUUUCUUUUGCUCCUGUGAAAACUGAUGAAGAGAACAAGAGAGCAGCAGCAGCAGCUGUUGCUGCUAAGCUAGCUGCUUCCACAUCCUCGGCACAGAUGUUGACUUCUGUUCUUUCUUCUCUGGUCGCUGAAGAAGCUGCCUCUAUGUUUUCUCCAGAAAAAAGGCAGAAACUUGAGAAAUCUAUGUCUGUUUCUGAUAGUAAUGCUGAUGUUGGCAGUGCAGCCUAUUUUAACCCUCUACAACAGCAAACAAUGACGAGUGUGCCAUUGGCACCAUCGACAAGCAUGCAAACUAUGUCCCAAGCUAACCAGAUGCAAACUCCUUUUGGUCCGCCCCCACCACCUCCAGCACCAUCACAAUCUUCUGCAACUCCACCAUCAAAUCAGUAUGUCCAAACUGGUGGCCAUAUGGUUGGCGUAAUGCCUUAUGGAUAUGGAUCAAAUAAUUUGCCACCUCCGCCUCCCAGGCCAAUGGGUAUGUCGAGGCCCACACAACCACAACAGCAGUCACUGCCCCAGCAGCAGCAGCAGGUGCAGCCAGCUAGUGGAGGUUAUUAUCAAACGUUGGGUAUGGGGUUCUAUGGGCAAAGUAAUCAGUCAGCUUCGCAGCCAGUUCCUCGACAAUGAGCACUGAACUAUCGGCAGAGUUAAGUACAAGUUUAGCCAAGAUAUCCUCUUGGAACUUUAUGGAACCAAUGGGAUUUCUUAUAGUUGUUGUGUUAUUAUGUAAAUUAUUAGAUAGUUUUCUUCUAAAUAUUUAGGCCUACCUCCCUCAGUCAACAUCUGCAGUCAUUUGGCUUUUAGAAAGGAAUUGAAUGAAGUGCCUUGACUGCGCCAACUGCAUUGGCCUUGUAAACUAGAGCUUGGGGCGUCACUAAAUUUGUACUUGGGUAUGUACUUUAUUAGCACCCUUGGCUGCCUACAAAAAGGCCACAUCUUGGUAAACUUUGACCUAAGCUUAGCCGUAGUCAAACGGAUUUUUUUGACCCAUUCUAUGAGUGAGGACAAUUUUUUACCCUUUUUUUUUGUUUUUUUGAGAAUGACGUAGAAGCUUAGAUUCGUUGAAGUAAAUGUUAG